AUGUUUAAAAUGAAUUUUCCUACUAUUUGGCUAGUGAUAUUAUUCUCAGUGGUAGAUGGCUGCAUGCGAACCAUACCACCGGAUGAAGCUUAUAUAUCUAGCACACUGGCUCCUGAGGAAAGUUCUAGUACAAUGGAUCCCGAUGAUACGGUUACGGCAGAGGAAACAAUGACAACACCUUCAAUGGAUGUCUGUUACAGUGAUGUUGGAACCAAAUAUGCAAAUUGGAAUUCAAUUGUUUUAUACGAAGUACAAACUGUUGACCAAGAUGGCUGCACUGUAUUAAAAUGUCCCGCAGGCAAAACUCCAGCUGUCUCUUCUCUUUAUGAUAAAAGUGAAAUACCAGCGCCUAUUGAUGCUGAUGCCGAUUAUAUGACGUUUGGAAGUAUAAAUAAAGAUUCAAUGGCCGACAUCAACGGAGACAUGAUUUUUGAAUAUUUUGGAGCAAUGUGUGAAGGCGGUGAAUUAAUAUACACAAAUUAUCCUGAUGGAAUAGCGUAUGUCAAAGAUGGAAACAUGGCAUAUACUGGCCCAGAUGCAUCGUAUAACGGAAAGAAGUCUAAAGUGACUACGAUCUAUUGCACUGAUCAAGUGUAA
This is a messenger RNA of Caenorhabditis elegans, 597 nucleotides long. RefSeq names its product Lipoprotein (gene F16G10.3). The coding region runs from base 1 to 597 and encodes 198 amino acids. The record is from RefSeq and is marked reviewed. Lineage: Eukaryota; Metazoa; Nematoda; Chromadorea; Rhabditida; Rhabditidae. The transcript has 5 exons.